Messenger RNA from Aspergillus bombycis, 1476 nucleotides. RefSeq lists its product as uncharacterized. The transcript has a single exon. The record is from RefSeq and is a predicted model, not a curated record. Lineage: Eukaryota; Fungi; Ascomycota; Eurotiomycetes; Eurotiales; Aspergillaceae. Bases 1 to 1476 code for a protein of 491 amino acids.
AUGAAUGAUGCGGCAGAGUCCUUCAUGAACUCCCGCGAGCCCUUAUUCGUUGUUCAGGAGGCUCUCUGUUUCUACCAAAUUAGCACGAUCUACAACACCUGCCCACGCUAUCUGUUUUAUGCGCUCCUGGUCGCAAGCUGUCUCACUCGCUGGACAGGAUGGCUUGCUGAUGUGUUCCUAGGUGCCGCCGCCACAUAUGCAGGCACUGCCGCAAUCGAGACAUUCAUUCUGCUCGCGAACCCCCAGGAAAAACCAGAACCAGAGCUAGUCACCGUUCCUUUCAUCCCCAAAAACACCACGUUGUGGAACGACUUUCCUCAGCUGAUUACGGAAACAAGCCAAGUUAUCGUUCAGCCUGCUUCUCUGGAGCUCGAUGCUGAUGCGGUCAUCGCAAUUGUCGUGACGGGAUAUCUUGUCUUCUUGCCGCUUCAAUGCUGGUCUCGAAUUCUGACCCACCAAAGGGCGAGAAAUCUGCUGUUCAGUCUCUGGAAUAUCCUGAUGCUUGCCGGUGCUAUCUGUGCAUUGAUCUACGCAGCAAAGAAUUCUAACACCCCGCCACAAUAUAUGUUCUGUUAUCCAGGACUCCCGCCAUUCGACCAAACAUCUAGCGAUGGCUGGCAGCCGUCAUGGAGACUAUCUACGUGGAACGACAGUGUCUGGGAGACCCUCUCCAACUUCUCUCGUUGGGGCCAACUAGGAGAUAUUUGUUUCAAUCCGUGCUUCAACUCCAGCCAAAUACUCAGAGAACCUACCUCUCUGCAAUCCUGGGUCGCGACCAAGGACUCCGAGCUUGCACAUCCUCAAAAGCUCUGGACUAAACUGGCCUACUCAAGGCGGUAUAUCUAUAGCCUGAUUAUACUCUGCUUAGUGCUUAACGUGGUCAACUUGGUGUACAAGUUCCUUCCUUAUCGGUCACAAAUUCCAUCCUCUAAACUGGUUGUGAUUUGGCGAGAAAGGAAGACCAUUCUGAAAGGCCUCAGAAGAGACUUAAACGAGGCUUUUUCGACAGCUAGGGAGCAAUUGGAAUGCAAAGAAACAGAAAUGUGUCCCAAUACCAGCGUCCAAAAGUCACGUUGGAUCCGCGCCCGACCAUUCUUCAGCGUCGUAUUCCUCAAGGCAUUCAUGCGUGUUUUGGUAGAUUCUGCCAUUCUUCUUGGCCUGGUGUUCAGCAUGGUUAUCAGCCCUUUUACCAUUAUUGCGUUUGUCGUAUGGGCCGAGUGGACUAUAUACAACGAUGGUCCAGCGCAGGAAAAGCCUCAGCAAGUGGGGCAAUGGUCCUACCUGGUUUCUGUCGCAUUCCUCUUGCUCUCUGCGGCCAUACUUAUGCUCAAGUACCGCCUAGCAACAGUCUCUGAGCUAGACGAAGAGAUACAAAAGCUUAAACAUGAUUUACAGAAGCUGGAGAAGCGAAGGGAAUCACAAUCACAAUCACGGCGGCGCACGGCGUCUACGACAGGAGAUGAACAUGCCUCAUGA